Messenger RNA from Siniperca chuatsi (mandarin fish), 4311 nucleotides. RefSeq names its product NADH:ubiquinone oxidoreductase complex assembly factor 6 (gene ndufaf6). The record is from RefSeq and is a predicted model, not a curated record. The coding region runs from base 413 to 1138 and encodes 241 amino acids. Gene Ontology annotation, cellular component: mitochondrion. The transcript has 10 exons. Gene Ontology annotation, biological process: mitochondrial respiratory chain complex I assembly; biosynthetic process. Lineage: Eukaryota; Metazoa; Chordata; Actinopteri; Centrarchiformes; Sinipercidae.
UCCGGUAUUGUUAUAUCAAACGACUAUGCACUUGACCUGCGAUGUUUUUGUGUUAGUUUGGCAUAAUAUCUAACACAUUUACCGUUUUUAUUCUUUUAUAUUAUAUUUUUCAGCCUCGUUUGUGUCAAUAGAUGAUUUACAACUUAUCGGCUUUUUCAGCAGCUCUUUUAGUCAACGGGCACGGAGGAAUGUUUUCAAUGUGACACAAGAAAGAUAUCACCCAACAAUGCGUGUAUACAAAGAGCGGCUGAAAUACAGAGUGUGAGAGCGGCAACCAGCGCGACAGCAGACUCACAACUCAAUGAAAAGUACUGUCUGGAGCUGGUCAGGUCUAGAGACUAUGACGGCUUCGUGUCCUCCCUCCUCCUUCCAGAGGAGGCGCGGCGCUCCUCUUUGGCUCUGAGAGCCUUUAAUGUGGAGCUGGCACAGGCAGGUGAAGGACUCCAUUUCCCAGAAGACCAUUGGUCUGAUGCGAAUGCAGUUCUGGAAGACGGCCAUAGAAGAUAUCUACAGAGACGAGCCUCCCAACCAGCCAGUCAGCGCCGAGCUGUGGAGGGCGGUGAGGAAACAUUACCUGACAAAGAGGUGGCUGCUGAGGAUCAUAACAGAGAGAGAAAAGGAUCUGGAAGACAGGGCCUACAGAAAUCUACAGGAGCUGGAGGCGUAUUCAGAGAACACCCAGUCCUCCUUGAUAUACCUGCUGCUCGAGUGUUUAGGGUUGAAAGACAUCCAUGCAGACCACGCAGCGAGUCACAUUGGUAAAGCUCAGGGGAUCGUGACGUGUCUGAGAGCGACUCCUUAUCACAGCAGCCGACGGAAAGUCUACCUGCCCAUGGACAUCUGCAUGCUGCAUGGAGCUUCUCAAGAGGACUUCAUCCGCAGCAGCCGGGAGCAGAACGUCCGGGAUGUCGUGUACGACAUUGCCAGUCAGGCUCACGUACAUCUACAACACGCGCGAUCAUUUAGCCACAACGUCCCAGCAGCUGCCACUCCGGCCUUCCUCCAGACGGUGGUGUUGGAGGACUACCUGCAGAGAGUGAGGAAGGCCGAUUUUGAUGUUUUCAACCCCAGUCUGCAGAACAGAAACCCCCUCCUCCCCUUCCAGCUGUACCUCCGUUCCUGGAAGAAGACCUACUGACGUCGGUCCUUCACCCCCUCCUCCUCCUUCUGCAGGGGUCCGCUGCAGGAGGAGGAGGUGAAGCCCAGAGACUUCACCCCCUCCUCCUCCUUCUGCAGGGCCCCGCUGCAGGAGGAGGAGGUGAAGCCCAGAGACUUCACCUCUCUGGGGGGAUUCUGUCUGACUGUAGCAGGACUAAUCCAGAAAUGUUUUCAACCACAGUGCUGCCACUGAAGUCUGCCUCCUUUAAUAAAAAAAACCAACAACCACAAACCACAAGACACCACACUGUUGUUUCUCAACCUCUGGCUCCAACCCCAGCUCUGGUCCUUUAAACAUUCAGGCAUGGGAGAGUCAUUGUUUGAGACAGACGAGUUCUCUGGAGACGACUGCUGCCAUGCUCACCAGAAUUCAAGUAUUUAGUAUUGUAUUCGUGAAUGUACGAGUGUAAUACUUUGACCAGAUGUUUUAUGCAAGCUUAAAGGAUAAUUACAGCUUAUUACAACUUGGGUCCAUCAUCUCCAUCAGUAAUAAUAACAGUGUAAGAUCUGGAAACACGGUGACAUCACUAAGAAGAAGUGUGACGAUCAGACAGGUUUGAAACAAACUUAUUUGGGAGAGAAAACGAAGGCGAACAGAAAAGUUAGUACACAAACUGCCCGUUGUAAACCUCCAUGACAGUUUACUGACCAACGUCCUGCUUCAGCAUUGACCUAACACAUAUAACAGCCACACUUUCUCUCACAGGAUUACAUGUCUUGUGAACCUUACGGCACCGAGCUGCCGAGAGCUGCUCUGGUCAGAGAGUACAUGAGGAAGAGACAUCUGUCUUCAUCACAUUACAUCACAAGCUUGAGGUUUGCCCAAACUGUAUAACACUUCUAUUUUUAAAAUAAACUUUACUGGUUAAGUCAAAAGUUCGUUAGCUAAUGUCACUAGCAUUGUCAACAUUUCCUGUUGCUGUUACCGCUACACUCACAUCAAAAUACAUGCAGCGGUGGAAGAAGUCAAAGCAAUAACCACAGUGUACAAGUACUUAAGUAUUAUCAUGAAAAUAUACUUAAAGUACCCAGAAUAAUUUCAAAAUAAUAAAUAUCAUAUUAUUGGAUUAUAAUUAUUGAUGCAUUAAUAUGUAAGCAUCACUAGUGUUGCAGCUGGUAAAGGUGAAGCUAAUUUUAAUUACUUUUUACACUGCUGGGUAGCUUAAUCUACGAUAAUACAUCAUAAUUUAUUAGUCGAUUGUAUACUUUGUAUUAAUCUGAAUCUGCAAAGUAACUAGUAACUAAAGCUGUCAGAUAAAUAGUGGAGUUAAAAAGUACUAUAUAUAUAAAAAAUAGAAAUAGUCAAGUAAAGUAAAAGGUCCUCCAAAUUGUACUUAUGCACAGUACUUGAGUAAAUGUACUUAGUUUCAUUCCACCAGUGAACACAUUUAUUUAAACACAUGCAGGACGUGCUGUGUUUGUAUUUACUGUAGCUGUAUCUUUAUCUUACUGCAUCAAUGUCAAGAAACAAAGCAGCUGGGCUCCUGCUGUGACAGUACGCUGGUAAACACCAAGCAGCACCCUAAAUAAAUGAAGCUAGCGCCAAAAACUGCAGGUCCUCGAAUGGCCACUUGAGGCUCCAAAAGCGAGUCAAUCCCCAUAAACCCCCGUGUUAAAAUGCCCAACUUUACAGCAGAAAUAUGUUUACUGGUACAAAAAACGGUUUUGGCCUCUGUAGCUAAUUUCCCCCUUCAUGACAACUGUACAGUGGGUGAAUUUUUAUAUAACUCACCCAUUUAAAUUAUAUUAAGGCUUAAAGUUGGAGUGACAGGUGGCUGCCCUCUCAGGUGGCUUGCCGAUAGGUGGUUUCAUCGACCAGGCUUCAUUCGGCCCGCCUCAGCUCCACCUCCUUGCCCAUUUUUGGAUUAGCCGGAGUCAGGCACCGCAAAGAUGGCGACACCAGAGCCGCCCACUUUGAGCUUCACAACGGCUCUUCAGAAACCUAUGGGUGACGUCACGGACACUACGUCCAUGCUUUAUACAGUAAAUACUGAUAAAUGCACCACAGACGAGUGGUUUUAGCACUCAACUAAUCAAGUAACUCGUGAAACCCCUCGCCAGCACAGUGUUUCCCUGUGCGAUGACGGAUUAAGACCAACGUUUCUCAUUUUCAGUUUGACCUCCAAAUUAAGUGGUUUAGAUAAUCAGGAUAAACUGUUGGUUUGUUUACAACCUGUCUGACCUUUGUUGGCGAGAAGCUACGAAAAUAUGAUCCAAGCUGUAAAAAAAAUGAUCCUUUACGUUGUUUUUGUAACAUUACCUUUUAAAGGAUUACGAAGGAGAAAAAGAUGGGAGGACUGGGAAAAACAGUGUCAGUCUGGCACCAACAUGACAGAUCCUGGUGAAAAAGCUGCUGUACAGCCGUCAUGGUUUCUAUGGUAACAGGGGGAAUUUAGUUAUCCAUAACUAAACAGUAUUUGCAGGGUAGUAGUAUAAGUUUGGUUCUUAUGUGGUUCAAAUUACUCCCCAUGUUUCACCAGAUUUCGCAGAGACGUUCUGAUGGUGUUAAUCUUCUGACAGUCAGUCGGUCAUCUGUUGAUUAUUUUAUUUGUUUGUUGCUUGGAUUCUUUUGUUCUUCAGUUUUUUUUUCUUUCCUCUUCCGUCUCAUUGCGGCCGCAGAGGAAAAUAUUACUUUGAGAGCUUUGAUAUCAUUUUGGUCUCAAAUUCGGUCGUGUUAUGGAGCCUCUCAGCAGAGAGUCAGUCGAGGACGGAGCACCAAUCAAUGGAAAGAAGAGAAUCUCAAAAGAUAAUGAGAGAGAUGGUCACUCAGGCAGGCAGCAUCAAAUAAGGAACAUUUUAUCUUUGAACUGACUCAGAAUAAAGUACACCUGUGGAGAGCUGUUUAAAGUUUCCCAUUGCACAAAUACAUCAGUGUACUGGUACUACUGUGUGUGUGUGUGUUACUGUUACUGUGUCAGUAUUUGUUAUCUGACCAAAUUGAGCCCAGAUUGGAAAGGAAGGAAUUGUUCAGGUUUGUUUCACACUGAAGCUGAAAAACAUCCAGGAGGUUGAGAAACGAUGGAGAUGGAUUGGAGGACCAAUCACAGACUGUAGACUAAGAUACUACAUGAUGUACUAAAUAAACCUGAAGUGAAACACAUCAUGUCUGUUGUUUAGAAUCUGAAGGGUAAAAUAAAAAGUAUGAGUAAGACA